Molecule: messenger RNA, 1713 nt
Organism: Merops nubicus (carmine bee-eater)
Lineage: Eukaryota; Metazoa; Chordata; Aves; Coraciiformes; Meropidae
Product: unconventional myosin-XV-like
Exons: 16
Cellular component (GO): myosin complex
Molecular function (GO): ATP binding; cytoskeletal motor activity
Source: RefSeq, a predicted model, not a curated record
GCACCUCUUCGCCAUCGCGAACGUCGCCUACUCCAAAGUGAUGGAUGCCAAACACAACCAGUGUAUCGUCAUCAGUGGGGAGAGCGGCUCGGGGAAGAACCGCGGGGAUCCCCCCACCCCACGGUGUGUCGGGGUACCCACGCUGACCCCCAGGCUCUCCCCAUCUCUGCGGCAGAUCCUGGAGGCGACCCCCUUGCUGGAAUCCUUCGGCAACGCCAAAACCGUGAGGAAUGACAAUUCCAGCAGGUUUGGGAAAUUCGUGGAAAUCUUUCUGGAGGACGGCUUGAUCUGCGGUGCCAUAACCUCGCAGUACCUGCUGGAGAAGUCCCGUGUGGUCUUCCAGGCCAAGACAGAGCGUAACUACCACAUCUUCUACGAGAUGCUGGCAGGGCUGCCCGCCCAGCAGCGCCAGCGGUACUGCCUGCAAGGCGCCGAGACCUACUACUACCUGAACCAGGGUGGGAACUGUGAGAUCCCGGGCAAGGACGACGCGGAGGAUUUCCGCCGGCUGCUCAACACCAUGGAGGUGCUGAGCUUCACCACGGAGGAGCAGAACAGCAUCUUCCGCAUCCUCUCCUCCGUCCUCCACCUGGGCAACGUCUACUUUGAAAAAUAUGAGACUGACUGCCAGGAGGUCGCCACGGUGGUGAGCGCCACCGAGAUCCGGACGGUGGCUGAGCUGCUGCAGGUCUCCCCCGAGGGCCUGCAGAAAGCCAUCACCUUCAAGGUGACGGAAACCCUCCGGGAGAAGAUUUUUACCCCCCUGACCGUCGAAAGUGCCGUGGAUGCCAGGGAUGCUAUUGCCAAGACCCUCUACUCCCUGCUCUUCGGCUGGCUCACGGACCGCAUCAACAAGCUGGUGUACCCGCGGCAGGAGGCCCUCUCCAUUGCCAUCCUGGACAUCUACGGCUUCGAGGACCUCAGCUUCAACAGCUUUGAGCAGCUGUGCAUCAACUACGCCAACGAGUACCUGCAGUUCUUCUUCAACGUGUCCCAGGAGGAGCAGGAGGAGUACCUCCGGGAGCAGAUUGAGUGGAAGGAGAUCUCCUUCAGCGACAACCAGCCCUGCAUCGACCUCAUCUCCCAGAAGCCCUACGGCAUCCUCCGCAUCCUCGACGACCAGAGCUGCUUCCCCCAGGCCACUGACCACACGUUCCUCCAGAAGUGUCACUACCACCAUGGGACCAACCCUCUGUACACCAAGCCGAAGAUGCCACUGCCCGAGUUCACCAUCAAGCACUAUGCAGGGAAGGUGACCUACCAGGUUCACAAGUUUUUGGAUAAAAACUACGACCAGGUCCGUCAGGACGUGCUGGACCUGUUCAUCAGCAGCAGGACCAAGGUGGUGGCCAACCUCUUCUUCGGCCAUGCCCAGGUGAUGGCUCGGCAGAGGAGCCUGGCCAGGAGGAGCAGCACCAGGACACGGCGGUACAAGGCCCCCACCGUGGCCGCCCGGUUCCAGCAGUCGCUCCUGGACCUGGUGGAAAAGAUGGAGAGGUGCAACCCCUUCUUUGUGCGCUGUCUCAAACCCAACAACAAGAAGGAACCAGGGCUCUUCGAGGCCGACGUGGUCAGCAGCCAGCUGCGCUACUCGGGGAUCCUGGAGACCAUCCGCAUCCGCAAGGAAGGCUUCCCCAUCCGCAUCCCCCGGCCCAUCCGCAUCCGCAAGGAAGGCUGCCCCAUCCGCAUCCCCUUCCUGGUCUUCAUCGACAG